Messenger RNA from Chlorocebus sabaeus (green monkey), 885 nucleotides. RefSeq names its product olfactory receptor 10H1. Gene Ontology annotation, molecular function: G protein-coupled receptor activity; olfactory receptor activity. Gene Ontology annotation, cellular component: membrane. Gene Ontology annotation, biological process: G protein-coupled receptor signaling pathway. Lineage: Eukaryota; Metazoa; Chordata; Mammalia; Primates; Cercopithecidae. The record is from RefSeq and is a predicted model, not a curated record.
AUGCAGAGAGCCAAUCACUCCACAGUGACUCAAUUCAUUCUUGUGGGCUUCUCCGCCUUCCCCCACCUCCAGAUGAUGCUCUUCCUGCUGUUCCUGCUGAUGUACCUGUUCACGCUGCUGGGCAACCUGCUGUCCGCGCAGCGCUCCAUCGCCUUCCUGGCCUGUGCCAGUCAGAUGUUCUUCUCCUUCAGCUUCGGCUUCACCCACUCCUUCCUGCUCACCGUCAUGGGCUACGACCGCUACGUGGCCAUCUGCCGCCCCCUGCGCUACAACGUGCUCAUGAGCCCGCGGGGCGGCGCCUGCCUGGUGGGCUGCUCCUGGGCUGGUGGCUCCGUCAUGGGGCUGGUGGUGACCACGGCCAUUUUCCACCUCACCUUCUGUGGACCCAGUGAGAUCCACCAUUUUGCUUGCCAUGUGCCACCUCUGUUGAAGUUGGCCUGUGGAAAUAAUGUACCUGCUGUGGCCCUGGGCGUGGGCUUGGUGUGUAUCACGGCCCUGCUGGGCUGUUUUCUCCUCAUCCUCCUCUCCUAUGUCUUCAUCGUGGCCGCCAUCUUGAAGAUCCCUUCUGCUGAAGGCCGGAACAAGGCCUUCUCCACCUGUGCCUCUCACCUCACUGUGGUGGUCGUGCACUAUGGCUUUGCCUCUGUCAUUUACCUGAAUCCCAAAGGUCCCCAGUCUCUGGAAGGUGACACCUUGAUGGGCAUCACCUACACGGUCCUCACGCCCUUCCUCAGCCCCAUCAUCUUCAGCCUCAGGAACAAGGAACUGAAGGUCGCCAUGAAGACCUUCUUCAGUAAACUCUACCCAGAAAAAAAUGUAACGAUCUAGGAGAAAUUCACUGAGCACAACUAAAUUGGAUUACCGAAGGCUAUUGUUAAAAAUUAC